CUGUGUGUGUGGGAAGGUUGGCCAGAGAGGAAUGCUGGGAGACUGACAGUGGCUCAUCAAGCGAGGGCCAGAGGUUGCUCAGCUCCGGGACAGAGAGAAAACACUGGCGCUGGCAGGUGGCAGCUAAGGGCCAAAGGAAUAGCAGCAAGGGACACCGACGCUGCCGGGCCCCAUGGCUCAGAUGGCCCCGGAGGACAGAGGGCUGCAGACCAGGGCUGCUCCCCAGGAUGCCUCGGGCCUGCAGGACAGCUUGUUCUCCUCGGAGAGUGACAACAGCCUGUACUUCACCUACAGUGGCCCGUCCAACACCUUGGAGGUCCAGGGCCUCAGCUACCAGGUGGACGCGGCCUCCCAGGUGCCUUGGUUUGAGCAGCUGGCUCAGUUUAAGAUGCCCUGGGCCUCUCACAAGGACUCCUGUGAGCUGGGCAUCCAGAACCUGAGCUUCAAAGUGAGGAGUGGGCAGAUGCUGGCCAUCAUAGGGAGCUCAGGUUGUGGGAGAGCCUCUUUGCUGGACGUGAUCACUGGGCGAGGCCACGGUGGCAAAAUUAAGUCGGGUCAAAUCUGGAUCAACGGGCAGCCCAGCACGCCCCAGUUGGUGAGGAAGUCUGUGGCCCACGUGCGCCAGCACGACCAGCUGCUCCCCAACCUGACUGUCCGCGAGACCUUGGCUUUCGUGGCCCAGCUGCGCCUGCCCAGAACCUUCUCCCAGGCCCAGCGUGACAAAAGGGUGGACGACGUGAUCGCGGAGCUGCGGCUGCGGCAGUGCGCCAACACGCGCGUGGGGAACACCUACGUGCGGGGGGUGUCGGGGGGCGAGCGGCGGAGAGUCAGCAUCGGGGUGCAGCUUCUGUGGAACCCAGGAAUCCUCAUUCUGGAUGAGCCCACCUCGGGGCUCGACAGCUUCACGGCCCACAACCUGGUGAAGACCCUGUCCCGGCUGGCCAAGGGCAACAGGCUGGUGCUCAUCUCCCUGCACCAGCCACGCUCCGACAUCUUCCAGCUGUUCGACCUGGUCCUCCUGAUGGCAUCGGGUAUCACCAUCUACCUGGGGGCGGCCCAGCACAUGGUCCAGUACUUCACCGCCAUCGGCCACCCCUGUCCUCGCUACAGCAACCCCGCUGACUUCUACGUGGACCUGACCAGCAUAGACAGGCAGAGCGGAGAGCGGGAAGCGGCCACCAGGGAGAAGGCCCGGUCCCUUGCAGCCUUGUUUCAGGAAAAAGUGCGCGACUUUGACGACUGUCUGUGGAGAGCGGAGGCCAGGGACUCUGGUUCCAAGAGCCUGGUCCUCCCACGUGACCCCGACCACCUCUCGACGCCCACCCGGCUGCCCGGCCCCGUGCAGCAGUUUACCACGCUGAUCCGGCGUCAGAUUGCCAACGACUUCCGAGACCUACCAACCCUUCUCAUCCACGGGGCGGAGGCCUGCCUGAUGUCCCUGGUCAUCGGAUUCCUCUAUUACGGCCACGGGACCAUCAAGCUCUCCUUCACGGACACGGCGGCCCUCUUGUUCAUGAUCGGAGCUCUCAUCCCUUUCAACGUGGUCCUGGAUGUCAUUGCCAAAUGUCACUCGGAGAGGGCGAUGCUUUACUACGAGCUGGAGGACGGGCUGUACACUGCCGGCCCCUAUUUCUUUGCCAAGAUCCUCGGGGAGCUCCCGGAGCACUGUGCCUACAUCCUCAUCUAUGGGAUGCCCACCUACUGGCUGGCCAACCUGCGCCCGAGCCCCGAGCCCUUCCUGCUGCACUUCCUGCUGGUGUGGCUGGUGGUGUUCUGCUGCAGGCUCAUGGCCCUGUGCGCCGCCGCCCUGCUCCCCACCUUCCACAUGUCCUCCUUCCUCGGCAACGCUCUCUACAACUCCUUCUACCUGACCGGGGGCUUCAUGAUCAGCUUGAGCAACCUGUGGACAGUGCCCGCCUGGAUCUCCAACGUGUCCUUCCUCCGAUGGUGUUUUGAAGGGCUGAUGCAGAUUCAUUUUAAAGGGCAAACUUACCACUUGGUAGUCGGCAACCUCACCUUCCCUAUCCCGGGAGACAAAAUCCUCACCAAUAUGCACCUGAACUCCUACCCGCUCUACGCCGUCUACUUCAUCCUCAUCGGCAUCAGUGCUGGCUUCGUGGCCCUGUACUAUGUGUCCUUAAAGUUCAUCAAACAGAAAUCAAGUCAAGACUGGUGAUUCACGCCCGACGCCUGCCCGCUGGUGAGGGACUCGAGCAGACCUUUCCACGGCACUCCCUUCCGCCCAAGAGCCCCUGCGGGCACAAGGAGGACAGUGAGCACAGCUGCUCAGCGACAUCCGGCCACGGUGCUGCAGUGGCACGAGCUGGCCACAGGAUGGCAGCAGAAUAAAGACAGUCGAAAGGGAUUUCUAAUCACUGGCCAGAGCCUAAGAUGACUGGGAGCAUGAAAACCAUACUUGAGGCACCUACAAUGUUGCUCAUUUAUUUCCUUUUGAUAUGUAUUUAUAGAGGCAACUCAAUACCGGAUGGGAGCAAAUAGGUAGCAAUCGAGUAACUAGGCCAUGCAAGAUUGUUUUCAAUUGUGUGUUCACUGCCCCAAGUCAAUUCUCCUUCCAUCACCCUUUAUCCGCCUUUCUCCCCUC
This is a messenger RNA of Myotis davidii, 2602 nucleotides long. RefSeq names its product ATP binding cassette subfamily G member 8 (gene ABCG8). Lineage: Eukaryota; Metazoa; Chordata; Mammalia; Chiroptera; Vespertilionidae. Bases 173 to 2176 code for a protein of 667 amino acids. Gene Ontology annotation, molecular function: ABC-type transporter activity; ATP binding; ATP hydrolysis activity. The transcript has 13 exons. Gene Ontology annotation, cellular component: plasma membrane. Gene Ontology annotation, biological process: cholesterol homeostasis. The record is from RefSeq and is a predicted model, not a curated record.